Messenger RNA from Mucor velutinosus, 1215 nucleotides. RefSeq lists its product as uncharacterized. The transcript is spliced from 3 exons. Gene Ontology annotation, molecular function: protein binding. The record is from RefSeq and is a predicted model, not a curated record. The coding region runs from base 1 to 1215 and encodes 404 amino acids. NCBI's taxonomy places the organism in Eukaryota, Fungi, Mucoromycota, Mucoromycetes, Mucorales, Mucoraceae.
AUGUCUGAGGGCACUUCACUGCUUGAAAGCCAUCAGCAUCAGCAUCCAGCCGACAGAAAAAUGACCUUGUUUCAAGCGCAAACAACACAUUUUCAAGUCAAUCCAGCACUCGCCAUGCGUUGUCAUGAGAGUUCACCUGAUGCGAUUCCUGUCAUAUUGCGUGGGUCCAAGACUUGCAAGACAACCAUUGGGAGAGGGCAUGACGCGACUAUCCAGAUUGGCAAAGCAAAUAAACGAGUGUCGAGAGAACAUGUAGUGAUUGAGCAUAAACCGCAGAUGGGUGGAUUUGAACUGACCAUACUCUCGCCCAAUGGAGCACUCAUUGAUCAUAUCAUCUUUGUGGAGGGAGAGCAUGUGCCAGUGAUAGAGGGAACUACCAUCGAGAUUGUUGGCACAAAAAUCAUAUUUCAGGUGCCUGAUGAUAACAACAACCAUGUGAAUAUGAAGAACAUUGUAGACACGCCCCUGAAGGCCACAUUAGCAACGGCAGCAGUGGAUGCCAAAAUGGAGGUGGAUAAAGAGACGAUCCAGCAAGACAAUAUACCCGCGAUGGCCAUGAAGCAAUCUACUAUCGCAUCAACGACUACCACCACUGCCAUUACCACGACGCAUCAUACCACAACGGCCACCACUGUCACUCAAAAGAGUAGCACUCAUCAUACCACAUCCACCCUCAACAGCAUCAUCAAAUCCACGGCAUCCAAGCUAAAAGAGACAGCUCGAAAUAUCAUGAAAAAGCCAAUGACAAUGGAGGAUGAGAUCAUUCAAGUACUUGUGCACACGCGAAAGUCUACCAUGACGUGUGCAGACAUCACAAAGCGAUUGCAAGGACAAACAAAUGAGAAUGUGCUGGAUGCAUUAAAGAGUUCAACCGCGAUUGGAUGUGUCAAACGAAUAGGGAAAACGGCAGAUGGAUCACCCAAAGAAGACUUGUACUAUUACAAGCCAGAGCUAGAUCCGGAUCAAGAACGACAAAAGAGGUACUCUGAUGUGGGGAAGAGUGCUCGGAAAUGCACCAUGAAGGACACACAGUAUUUUUUCAGGAUCCCUCCAAAACUGCCACAUCACAAGACGGCAAAGACCAGGAAAAGAGAGUCAGCUAGCAAUCUUGGCAGGAAAUCAAGACAAGCAGCGACAGAAGAGGAUGACACCAAAUCCACCAGUAGCGGAGAUGUGAGCGACAUGGAGGUUUAUGAGCUGUUUAAAGACGUUUAA